Messenger RNA from Ailuropoda melanoleuca (giant panda), 5105 nucleotides. RefSeq names its product ADAM metallopeptidase with thrombospondin type 1 motif 16 (gene ADAMTS16). The record is from RefSeq and is a predicted model, not a curated record. Lineage: Eukaryota; Metazoa; Chordata; Mammalia; Carnivora; Ursidae. Gene Ontology annotation, cellular component: extracellular matrix. Gene Ontology annotation, molecular function: metalloendopeptidase activity. The transcript has 24 exons. Bases 115 to 3942 code for a protein of 1275 amino acids. Gene Ontology annotation, biological process: extracellular matrix organization; proteolysis.
CGGAGGCGCUGCGGGGAAGCUCUUGCGCGCCGGCUGGCCCAGGUCCUCGGUGCCCACUUGCAGCCGCCUGGCUGGGGGCCAUCCCGCGGCCCCAGGCACCUCGAGCGCCCCUGAAUGGAGAGGCGCGUUCUCCCCGCGGGGACGCAGCGCGGGCGGCGGGCGCGGGACGCGAGGGGCGGCCCGGCCCUGCGGGUCCCCGGCUGCGCGGCGCUCUGGGUGCUGCUGCUGGCGCAGGUGGCUGUGCAGGAGGCACCUGCGUGCUUCGUGGGACCCGCAGCCGCCUCGCCGGGGAGCUCGAGCGUCUGGCGUCCUCCGGGUUCCGCGGCGCGGCCGGACUGGAUGGAAAAAAACGAGUAUGACCUGGUGUCUCCCUAUGAGGUUGACCACAAUGGAGACUACGUGUCCCAUGAAAUCACGCACCCUCAGAGGAGGAAGAGGGCGCUGGCCCAGCUCGGGACAGAGUCUCUCCACCUUCGGCUGAAGGGCUUUAGGCAUGACUUCCACAUGGAGCUGAAGGCUUCCAGCGACCUGGUGGCUCCUGGCUUUAUGGUGCAGACACUGGGGAAGGGAGGCACCAAGUCUGUGCACACCUUCCCGCCUGAGGAUUUCUGUUUUUAUCAAGGCUCCUUACGAUCCCACAAAAAUUCCUCAGUGGCUCUCUCAACGUGCAAAGGUUUGUCUGGCAUGAUAAGAACCCAAGAAGGAGAUUACUUCCUGAAGCCACUUCCUUCCCACCUAGUGGGGAGACUGCGGGACCCCGCGGGGGCUGGGCCCCCCUCCCACAUACUGUACAAGAGAUCAGCGGAAGUGCGGGCGCCGGGGGCUCCCCAGGCGGUCAUGACCGAGAGGGACCGGGAGCUGGGGAAUCUGCACCUGCACGGCGACACCAACCUCCGGCACCCACCGAAGCAGCAUUUCUGUGGAAGACGCAAGAAAUACAUGCCCAAGCCUCCCGAGGACGACCUCUUCGUCCUGCCUGACGAAUACGCGUCUUGCUUACGGCCGAAGCGCUCUCUCCUGAAGUCCCACAGGAACGAAGAGCUGAACGUGGAGACGUUGGUGGUGGUCGACAGGAAGAUGAUGCGGAACCACGGCCACGAAAACAUCACCACCUAUGUGCUGACCAUACUCAACAUGGUGUCUGCUUUGUUCAAAGAUGGAACGAUAGGAGGAAACAUCAACAUUGCAAUUGUAGGUCUGAUCCUUCUUGAGGAAGAACAGCCGGGGCUCGUGAUAAGCCACCAUGCGGACCACACGUUAAGUAGCUUCUGCCAGUGGCAGUCUGGCCUGAUGGGCAGAGACGGCGCACGCCACGACCACGCCAUCCUGCUGACCGGUCUGGACAUAUGUUCCUGGAAGAAUGAGCCCUGUGACACCUUGGGAUUUGCGCCCAUAAGUGGAAUGUGUAGUAAAUAUCGCAGCUGCACGAUUAAUGAAGAUACGGGUCUUGGACUGGCCUUCACCAUUGCUCACGAGUCUGGACACAACUUUGGCAUGGUCCAUGAUGGAGAAGGGAACGUGUGCAAAAAGUCUGAGGGCAACAUCAUGUCCCCUACAUUGGCAGGACGCAAUGGGGUCUUCUCCUGGUCACCCUGCAGCCGCCAGUACCUGCACAAAUUUUUAAGCACCGCCCAAGCGCUGUGCCUCGCCAAUCAGCCGAAGCCCGUGAAGGAGUACAGGUACCCCGAGAAGUUGCCAGGAGAGUUAUAUGACGCCAACACCCAGUGCAAGUGGCAGUUUGGAGAGAAAGCCAAGCUCUGCAUGCUGGAUUUUAAAAAGGCAAGUAUGCCUACCUUUUCAGAAGCCUGGUCCUUCUACUGGACCACUGUGUCCAUCUCCUGCCUGGUUAAUUAUUGCAACACUGACUGGGGACGUGGAGAGAGCUGCGUGUGCUUAUGUGAGAAGAGCACCCAGCUGCACCUUGUCCUGCGUGCGCCUCUGUGCUUUAUUUGCAGUCCCCCAGAGAGGUGGUGCCGUGGAGGACAGUGUGUGAAAUAUGGUGACGAAGGCCCCAAGCCCACCCAUGGCCAUUGGUCAGACUGGUCUUCCUGGUCCCCUUGCUCCAGGACCUGCGGAGGAGGGGUGUCUCACAGAGACCGCCUGUGCACAAAUCCCAAACCAUCGCACGGAGGCAAGUUUUGUGAGGGCUCGACUCGUACUCUGAGGCUUUGCAACAGUCAGCAAUGUCCGCACAACAGCGUUGACUUCCGUGCGCUGCAGUGCGCUGAGUACAAUGGCAAACGGUUCCGAGGAUGGCGCUACACGUGGAAGCCCUACACCCAAGUGGAAGAUCAGCACUUAUGCAAACUCUACUGUAUCGCAGAAGGAUUUGAUUUCUUCUUUUCUUUGUCAAAUAAAGUCAAAGAUGGGACUCCAUGCUCGGAGGAUAGCCGUAAUGUUUGUAUAGAUGGGAUAUGUGAGAGAGUCGGAUGUGACCACGUCCUUGGGUCCGAUGCCAUGGAAGACUCCUGCGGUGUGUGCAGGGGCAAUAACUCAGACUGCACGACGCACCAGGGGCUCUACGCCAAGCACCACGGCGCCAACCAGUAUUAUCAGAUGGUCACCAUUCCUGCUGGAGCCCGGAGUAUUCGCAUCCACGAGAUGAACGUGUCUACCUCCUACAUCUCUGUGCGCAACACCCUCAAAAAAUACUACCUGAACGGACACUGGACGGUUGACUGGCCCGGCCGUUACAGGUUUUCAGGCACCACGUUCGAGUACAGACGGUCCUCCCACGAGCCGGAGAGCUUAACCUCGCCUGGGCCAACCAACGAAACACUGGUUGUGGAGCUUCUGUUUCAGGGAAGGAACCCGGGUGUUGCCUGGGAGUACUCAGUGCCUCGGCUGCGGGGGGCGAAGAAGCCUGGUGGCCAGCCUCGCUACACGUGGGCCAUCGUCCGCUCCGAGUGCUCCGUGUCCUGUGGAGGGGGGCAGAUGACCACGAGGGCCGGAUGCUACCGAGACCUGCGGUUUCAAGUCAACACGUCGUUCUGUAAUCCCAGCACCCAACCUGCCACAGGGGUGGUGUCUUGCAGAGUAUCUGCCUGUCCGCCCAGUUGGUCAGUGGGGAACUGGAGCACCUGCAGCCGGACGUGUGGUGGGGGCACUCAGAGCCGGCCCGUCCAGUGCACACGACGGGCCCACUAUGUGUCGGAGCGGGUGGCAGCCAACUUGUGUCCGCAGCCCAUGCCCUCCAGCCGACAGGCCUGCCACUCUCAGAGCUGCCCACCCACCUGGAGCACCGGGCCCUGGGCAGAGUGCUCUCGAACCUGUGGGAAGGGAUGGAGGAAGAGGUCCGUGGCCUGUAAGAGCGCUAACCCUUCGGCCAGGGUGCAGCUGCUGCCGGACGCCGUCUGUGGCUCGCAGCACAAGCCCCGGACCCACGAAGUCUGUCUGCUCAAGCGUUGCCACAAGCACAUGAAGCUGCAGUGGCUUGUGUCUGCCUGGUCCCAGUGCUCUGUUACGUGUGAAAGAGGAACACAGAAAAGAUUCUUAAGGUGUGCUGAAAAGCACAUUUCUGGGAAAUACCGAGAGCUGGCCUCCAAGAAGUGCUUGCACCUGCCGCAGCCCGGCGUGGAGCUAGAGCGCGCCUGCGCCCUGUUUCCCUGCCCCAGGCACCCCCUGCACGCAGCCACAGGCCCCCCUGGAGCCAGGUGGUUUGCCUCGCCCUGGUCUCAGUGCACGGCCAGCUGUGGGGGCGGCGUGCAGACCAGGGCCGUGCAGUGCCUGGCGGGGGGCCGGCCGGCCUUGGGCUGCUUCAUGCACCAGAAGCCCACCGCCUCCCUGGCCUGCAACACCCACUUCUGCCCCAUCGCAGAGAAAAAGGAUGGUGCCUGCAGAGACCACUUCCCCUGGUGCUCUCUGGUGCCCCAGCACGGGAUGUGCAGUCACCAGUUCUACGGAGAGCGGUGCUGCAAGACGUGCUCCACCUCCAACCUGUGAGGCCCGGGCGGCCGUGCCCAGGGUGGACAGAGAGGUGCCACGCCUUCAGCCCACUCCAGCUGCACGGCGGGCAUCGAAUGCGGCCGAGGAGGACGCGAGCAGGGGAGGAAGAGCUGUGUCCGGCUCUCCGAUAGGACAGAGAGAGAGAGAGAGAGAGAGAGUGUGUGUGUGUGUGUGUGUGUGCGCGCGCGCGUGCAGAUCAUGGGUCUGACUGCUUGCCUGGGCGCGCACGCGCACACGUGUUCGGGUGAGGCACGGAGGCGGCCUGGAGUCAUGCUCCUUGCACUUGAGCUGAAUCAAGUCAGAAAGACAGAAGGAGCUGAACUUGCUAAACGCUACAUAUGUGGAGAAAGAAGGAAAGGCCGUGAAAUUAGGAAUAAGUACGACAGAUCGGCCGCUAAGUAUGCCGGCCUCCGCCCCCCUGGAGGCCCUGCCCCGGGUCCCGACUAAGCAGCCUCCCCCCGGAGAAGCAGCUGGCUGGGACAGCUCCCGGCUGGCGUCCCCAGGGCCCCCUCUUCCCGCCCCAGCAGCCCGGCUUCUCUCUGCUGGGACAAGAGCCCGUGGCCCCUGGAAGGGGCACCUGCCGAACCGGUGGGGAGGCCGGACUCCGGACCCCGGGUCCCAACUGGAGACUUCGCCUCUGGAAACGGGAAACACGAAAUCCUGCUACGGUGCUUCAGACUCUGGUCCCUUUCAGACUCAUGCGAGGGAGGAGAGAACUUUCUCCUAUCCUGCGUAUUACCCUUCGUUAUUGACAAGUGCGCAUCUCUAUUCCAGCCCGUUCCUUAAUGCUUCUCUCUGAAAUGACAGAAUCACGGAUUACACCAGAGUCAGAGAGCGACCAGCUAUGCCACACCCCUGCUGUACCGGUGGGGUGCUGGCUGUCCUGGCCCGGCGGACGUCCGCGGACGUGGUGACCCUCAGAACCCCAUGUUUCCUUUGCCUGUGUUGUGCUGUUUUUGAAUUUUUUUCCAUGAAUUCUGGUUGUUCCUUUAAGACCCGUUCCGAAAGAAGGCUAGCAUUUCCGGAUGGAGCCACAUGCAAGCCUCCGACACCCUGCUCUGGGUCGGUGCUGCUCGGCAUUGUCCUUCCUACCACAUGGCUCCGUUCCGGGGGAGCACCUGGAUAUUUAUAUUUGCUGAAGUUUUAUAAUAAAUUUUAUA